Molecule: messenger RNA, 1100 nt
Organism: Rhinichthys klamathensis goyatoka
Lineage: Eukaryota; Metazoa; Chordata; Actinopteri; Cypriniformes; Leuciscidae
Gene: grhprb
Product: glyoxylate reductase/hydroxypyruvate reductase b
Exons: 9
Coding region: 32-1087 (351 amino acids)
Cellular component (GO): cytosol
Molecular function (GO): hydroxypyruvate reductase (NADH) activity; hydroxypyruvate reductase [NAD(P)H] activity; glyoxylate reductase (NADPH) activity
Source: RefSeq, a predicted model, not a curated record
AAGAUCUCUGCAUUGAUUGCCAUUGUUCGUAAUGUGGUGCAGUAGAACAGCGCUCGGGAGACUGCAGAAGAUCGUCCCGUGUACCGUCACCGGAUUUCAUCGCACGAUGUCCAUGUUACCCAAAGUUUAUGUGACGCGCAAGGUGCCGCCGGACGGACUGGACGUUCUCCGCAAAUCCGGACAGGUGCAGUUUGAGAUGUGGGACUCUGAUGACCCUGUGCCCCGAGUGGAGCUGCUGAAAAAGGUCAAAGGUUGCGACGGAAUACUGUGUGUACUCACAGAGAAGAUUGACGCACAGCUAUUGGACGCUGCAGGCCCAAAUCUAAAAGUCCUCAGCACCAUGUCAGUGGGCUUUGAUCAUCUUUCUCUGGAUGAACUCAAGAAAAGGGGAAUCCUUGUGGGAUAUACUCCUGAGGUACUGACUGACGCUGUGGCUGAACUGACUGUUGCCCUGUUACUCGCUACAUCCAGAAGACUCAUUGAGGCCACACAUGAGGCUAAAACGGGCGGCUGGGGAACUUGGAGAACUUUAUGGCUGUGCGGUCAUGAACUAGCAAACAGCACAGUUGGCAUAUUGGGACUUGGGAGAAUUGGUGUGGCUAUCGCCGAGCGUCUGAAGCCGUUUAAGGUGAAGAAGUUCAUCUACACAGAUGUGGAGCCGAGACCUGAGCUUGCAAAUAUGAUAGAGGCAGAAUAUGUCUCUUUAGAUGAGCUGGCCAAGGAGUCUGAUUUCCUGGCCAUAUGCUGUGCUCUGACUCCAGAGACUCAUGGGAUUUGCAAUUGGAAUCUCUUCUCCAAGAUGAAGAAAAACGCCAUCUUCAUCAACACAAGCAGAGGGGGAGUGGUCAAUCAGGAGGAUCUGUAUGAAGCCCUGUCCACCGGUCUGAUUGCUGGAGCCGGCCUGGAUGUGACCACACCUGAACCGCUGCCCACACACCAUCCUCUUUUCACACUCAAAAACUGUGUCAUUCUUCCCCACGUCGCCAGUGCUUCCUAUACGACACGAAACUCCAUGUCUGCUCUUGCUGCCAAUAACCUGCUGGCUGGACUCAGAGGAGAACCCAUGCCUAAAGAACUUAAACUGUAGAACGAGACGCCAU